Molecule: messenger RNA, 303 nt
Organism: Xyrichtys novacula (pearly razorfish)
Lineage: Eukaryota; Metazoa; Chordata; Actinopteri; Labriformes; Labridae
Source: the annotation of a GenBank genome assembly
AUGUCUGGUCAGACUGGGAGCACAGAAUGGUGUGAGGAGAGAGAUGGGACGUAUUGUGCUCUUUACCACAAGCCCCUCAGGGAACGGGAGGAAGUCGGUUAUGGAAUAGGGGAAGAUGGGUGGGUGGUGGUGGGGUGGGGGGGUUAUGUUACGCCUCGGGCAGUGCAGCCCCUGCUGUCGCCUGUCACACCAAGCACAGUGACUUUUUCUUCCUCUCUGUCCUCUCUCCACACACACACACUCCCCCGCUCUCCUCUCCCUCCUGUUUCUCCCACUCUGUGCAUGCCUUUCCGAGCCUUUUGA